Messenger RNA from Anneissia japonica, 4702 nucleotides. Its product is annotated as arf-GAP domain and FG repeat-containing protein 1-like. The transcript is spliced from 8 exons. Bases 19 to 1977 code for a protein of 652 amino acids. The record is from RefSeq and is a predicted model, not a curated record. NCBI's taxonomy places the organism in Eukaryota, Metazoa, Echinodermata, Crinoidea, Comatulida, Comatulidae. Gene Ontology annotation, molecular function: GTPase activator activity.
CAAGGUUCUUGUAACAAAAUGGCGUCCAAACGGAAGCAAGAUGAUAAACAUCUCAAAAUUCUUCGCGAAAUGGUGGCCAAGGAGCACAAUAAAACAUGUUUUGAUUGUCAUCAAAGGGGGCCAACCUAUGUGAAUAUGAAAAUAGGAUCAUUUGUUUGUACAUCAUGUAGUGGAAUUCUACGAGGUAUUAAUCCGCCACAUCGUGUCAAGUCAAUAUCAAUGGCAAGUUACUCUCCAGAAGAAAUAGAAUUCUUACAGAAUCAUGGAAAUGAGGUGUGCAGGCAAAUAUGGCUUGGUUUAUACGAUUCAAAAUCCAGAGCGGAACCGGAAUCAAAAGAGGAACAGAAAGUCAAAGAUUUUAUGAUUCAAAAAUAUGAGCGCAAACGCUGGUACGUAGAACCUAGUCAGGCAGCUGCAGUAGCCAAUCAGAAAGCAAAAGAACAAAAACAAAAAGAAAAAGAAGCGGCAGAAGCAUCCAGUCGUUUUCCAGAACCUAAACCGUUGAAAUCACUCAUCUCAGAACCACCAAAGUUAGUAGUGGGUAGACAGAAUAAGUCAUCACCAAAUAGGAAACCUGUAGGCAGUAUAGCAACUCCUCUUGCAGAGGCUCCGGUACCGCCAGUAGCCAAACCUUCAACGGAUCUGCUGGCAGACCUAGGUGGUGAUCCUUUUGGCAGUGCUCCUUCAGCCGGUGGAAGUGCAGGAGGAUUUGCAGACUUCGGUGCGGCAUUUGGUGGUACGCCGUCACCAUUUGUAGCCCAGCCAACACAAUCGACACAACCAUUUGGUGCACAGUCAAGCCAACAGGCAGUCGGUGGUGGAUUCAGCCAACAAACACAACCUCCACAGCAAAAUGCUGCAAUAGCAGCAUUCAUGCAGCAGAGCCAAGGGACAAGUAGUAACCAGGGUGGAUUUGCAUCAUUCCCAGCCACCUCAUCCACACCAUCAAACAUCAAUCAGACAAGCCAGGGUCUUCAAAACCUUAACAUAUCACAGCCAGCUGCAUCAUCUACAUCUGACAAGUAUGCAGCAUUAUCUAGUCUUCUGGAGUCCAGUUCCAGUGCCGACGCCAGCAUUAAUUGGGGAGGGGGUGGUACUUCGUCAAGUUCGUCGAUCGACUGGGGUAUUAGUGGGAAUUCAUCCAGUACUUCAUUAGGAUCUGCGAAGAGUACACCACCGACGAUGGUUGGUGUUGGAGGACCGGGUAUGAAUGCUUCCAAGUUUGGUGGCGCCACGCAGGGAAAUAAUUUUAGCAGUGCAUUUGGGACGCCACCGUCAUCAAAUGCCUUUGGUACGCAGCCAGGUAUGAAUGCUUUUGGAGUGCAACAACAAACAAAUGCAUUUGGAACACAGCAAACAAGUGCGUUUGGUGCUUCUCAGGCCAUGAACGCUUUUGGAGCUGUGCCAAUGUCAAAUGCAUUUGGAGCAACUCCGAACACUAAUACAUUUGGAGCUCAAAAGCCAAAUCCAUAUGGACAAGCAUCAGUAAAUAAUCCAUUUGCUGGGGUUGGAGCUCCAACACAAUCAACCGCGAGUAACCCCUUCUUAGGAAUGGGAUCUACUGGUCAAAUGCCACAGUCAAAUGGAAUGUAUGGUGGCGGAGGGGCUGCUGCAGGGCAGCCAGGCUUUGGACAAUUUGGUGCCGGUCAAGCCGGCAGCCAGUUUGGCAUGCCCGCCCAAUCACAAAUGAACGGUAAUUUUACGCAAAUGCAACAACAGACAAUGAGCUUCGGCGGAGUAGGAAUGACAGCAAUGGCUGCCAACCAGUUUGGUAAGCCACCUCAAAAUCCAGGGUUCGGGCAGCAGGCAUUUGGUGGAACAGCAGCUGCACCAGUAGCAGCGGGUGGUUUUCAGUCAUGGAACAGCCAUCCACAACCUGUUGGAGCGUCCGCUAGUAACCCAUUCAUGGGUGGAGGUUUUAUGUCACAGUCUGCUGCCCCCAAGCCUCAAGGAAGUUCGAACAAUCCAUUCCUGUAACAUAGCUACCAUUACCAAGAAUAUAGAAGCAAGAACAACUAACAAAAUGCCAGACCUUGUUUGCCAAUUUAUUGCUUAAACAUAAGCUCCAAGCUUUUCACCAAUGAAUGUCAUCUACUUUCAAAAAAAGCAAUUUUAAUUGUAAUUAAUGAAGAGCAACUAAAAACAUUGUACAAGUAGAUUUCAUUUUAAAUGUCAUGAACUUGACAAAAAUUGGUCUUAAAUUCCUAACGCUUCGUCUCACACACAGAUCUACAAUACAAUAUUAUUCUUUUACAUAUUAUAUAAUAUCUGUAUGUAUAUUAAUUCGACUAAUGUGUUAUUGUUGAGACAUGAGCCAACAAUUUUUGAAUUGAUUUUGGCAAAUUUGAUUGUCUCUUUACUGUGGUAUGUAAUAAGUCAAUUCAUGGUUGGAGCUGUGCAUGCUCAUAUCCAAGGUCAAGUAAGGUCAAUCAGCAUAAGCCUAUGUUGUGUGUAUGGCAUCGAUUGACUUUUAUAUACGAGGAUGCGCGUUUCUAACUACGAUUUGGAUUAUUUGGUUCUAAACAUGUGAUCUGGUGAGGUUAAAGGUCAUGAAAUUUUUGCAUUUUUUGGACUGGCCACAACUUGAAGUGUUUUUAUAAAUUCUGAUCCAAUUUUUUCCAAGUCGAAUAACAAGAUGUGCCAGUUGUCAAAAAUAAUUGCUCUGAAAAUUAUUCUGGUAUUUUGGUGAUCAUGUGAAACUAAUCGAUCAUUCUAUUUGUAAAUAGUUUAUAUUAUAUUGCACUCUAAAAUAUGUAUUGUUCAAAAUUGCCUCUUUCUAGUUAAAUGUAAAAAAGUGUAACAGUUUAAGAAAAAAUAACCUGGAAAGAGGAAAAUAAUCUGUAUUACUACUUCCCAUAAAAAAUCCCAACAUAUUUGCCGUUCCCAGGACAUAGUAACUUUUUAAACGUCCUAUCACAAUUUUACAAACUAAUUACAAAAUGUUAUAAAUAAAUGGCAAUUACAACAGGAGUCAUAAAAUAUGAUAAUCCAAUAUUAAUACAUUGUGGCAUAUACACCAAAGGAUUCUUUGGAUUCAACACCAACUUGCACUCAUCACACUCACUCAAGCUGUGGUCUGCCCAACAGAUGAGAGAUUGGUUAUGGUAUGUGUCAAACUAUUAUCUCGCUCUCUACUCUCAACACCACUUUUUAAGACCUGUCCAAAAUGCGAAAGUGGCAUGGGGUCUUUCAUGCUAGCAUUUUGUCCCAAGUGGCACUUGUAGUCUGCUUACACCCCAGUGUGACCUCUUUAGUGUGCUUGAAUAGACUGUUACUGUACAAGGCUGGCAUCUUGUACCAAGUUGCAGCCAUCCUCUAUCUCAAUGGACAGAGUUAUUUUAUUAUAUUAAGACAUUAGGAAACACUCUAGUAAUUUUUGGGCAUGUGUUGGUUGAAUUGUAUUGUGGUUGAUUUAGGUUGCUGAUUUUUACACUGACCUGUUUAAUUGUUCUUCCAUUCCCAAAGCUGUAAUAGACCUUUCCGGGCAACUGAUCGAUCAGGACAGGUCCAGGAAUAUGCGCAUAUGUUACCAACGCACGCCUUGUCCCACAAUAGCAUACAUUUAUGCUUUUGUUUCGUUUGACCUUAGCAACAUCAUCUAAGGGUGGGGCUUAGCAAGAAGGUGCAUUGGGGUCAAGAUAAAAGCGACCAAUUAAAUGUAAAUUUAAAUGAAAAACAUUACAUUUAUUGAUGUUUUCUUCCAUUAUAUGACACCACACUGUAUCUGAAGCAAAAUACAAACUUCUGUAGUGUUAAAACAAGUAGAGAUAACAAGGCUAUUGUUUGUUGGAACUAUGAAAAAAUAAUGAUGGGGGAAUGGUGUAUGGAUGUAAUGCUUAGUCUUCACUAUCACAUUUUAUGUGACAUAUUUGUGUUAUGUGCCCAUAUAUGGGCAUGAUGAUGUCAUAUAACACCCAAUUAUAUGUAGGAGCAUGUGGCGCAGUGCGUAAGGUAUUGGACAUCCGAUCGUGAGAUCAGGAGUUCGAGACCGAGGCUCACCGCGCUGCUUGUGUCUUUGGGCAAGACACUUUACUUACCUUUGCCUCUCUUUGCCCAGGAGUAUAAGUGGGAGGGUCAUGCUGUUAACCUGCUCGUUGAUGACCCUGCUACGACUGUUCCAGUCAAAUUAAUAACAGAAACUAGAUUUCAAUUCAUAUCAUACGCAAGAAGAUGAACCAAAAUAUAUAUAAACAAACAUAUUUUUCUGUCGCAUAAAAUUUGAUGGUGUUGACAUAACUUUAGUGUUUAAGACAAAUGGAGAUAUCAAGCCUACUGUGUGCGAGACAGUUGAAUCUAUGUAAAAAUACAGAUGGGAAUAGGUUAUGAAUGUAAACAUUGAAAAAAAACGAUCAAAACAAAGCCAGAUUGUCUAUUAUUUAAAGCUGUACUGUCUGGUUUGUCUACUAUCUAAAUUCCAACCCUAAAAUUUGUAUUGUGUAUUUAUGUAUGUAGUUAGCUUCAAUUUGAAAUUUAGAAUAAGAAAGUAAAUUCCUUGCCAUCAUAAUAGAAGUAAUUAAGGCCCAAAAAAAAAAAAAAAAAAUUGUGUUGGCCACGUUUUAGGAAAAUACACAAAUAAUACAACAAUUUUGGACUCGCAUCGCGUACCAUCCAUCAAAAUAGGCUAGCCUUGGCCUCCUGGCCUUGCCAAAGCUAUUCCAGCCUUAUUUGCUCAUAAAAAAUAUUGUUUGUUGUCAAAAAAAAA